Molecule: messenger RNA, 888 nt
Organism: Chironomus riparius
Lineage: Eukaryota; Metazoa; Arthropoda; Insecta; Diptera; Chironomidae
Source: the annotation of a GenBank genome assembly
AUGAUCAUUUUACGUAAAAAGCUGAAUGAAGGAACUGGAUUUCUCAUCAUGAUCAUUUUUAUUAUGCUGUGCUUUAACAGUUUGGCAACAUCCAACGACUGUGGAACUCCAAUAAUUUCUUAUAAAACGAACAAGCUUCACUUUCCCUGGAUUGCUGAAAUCUACAGUUCAAUAAAUAAAACAAAGGACGGGAACUUCCAACACUUAUGUGGAUCAUCUAUAAUAUCUUCAAGCUUCUCAAUCACAGCUGCACAUUGCAUCCAAGAGAAGCAUUCGACAUAUAGGAGAGCAAGUCAUGCGAUAUUUUUGAUAGCUAAUGUCCUGGAUCUUAAGGAUUUGAGUGACACUAUUAAUAUUAACAUAAAGGAAGUAAUCACACAUCCAGAUUGGAAUCCAGAAAUCAAGAAGUUUGAUGGUGACAUAGCAUUGCUAAAUUUUAAGGAACCGAUUACUUUUGAUAAUAAAAUUUCCCCAAUUUGUCUUUGGAACGGAACUGAUCAGAUCCAGUCAACCAAAACAGGAAUUAUAAUUACAUUCAUAGCACUAGAAGAAGAUGAUCCAGGAUACUACAAUUAUGAGCACAACCUACCAAAUAACUAUCCAAAAGAAUACAACAUGCCAAUAAGAAACAGCUGCAUAGAAACUCAAAAACGAUUUACUUCCAUUGCAUCAAACAACACUUUCUGUGCUGGUGGCUUCAAUUCAGGUCCGUGUCUUGAAACUGGAAGUUCUGGGAGCUCAAUAGCUGUGGAAUAUAAUCAGACAUACUAUUUGAGAGGAAUAGUCAGUGCUUCCUUUAUAGAUUUUGCUGGAUGUGAUAAUUACACAUUCACAUUAUUUACGGAUGUGCUGAAAUAUCAAGAUUGGAUCACUAAAAUCAUUAAUUAG